Chrysochloris asiatica (Cape golden mole) is the source of this 552-nucleotide messenger RNA. RefSeq names its product sushi domain-containing protein 3-like. The record is from RefSeq and is a predicted model, not a curated record. Gene Ontology annotation, cellular component: plasma membrane. The transcript has 2 exons. Lineage: Eukaryota; Metazoa; Chordata; Mammalia; Afrosoricida; Chrysochloridae. Bases 1 to 552 code for a protein of 183 amino acids.
AUGUGGCAUCAAGAUUGGAGGACCUGUAUCUGGAAGGGGAACAUUGCUGAGUGGUCGUCAGGGAUACCUAUGUACAAACCUGUGCCCCCAUACCUGACUUUUGCCUUCAGGGACUGUGAUUGCCCCAUUAUCAGCUGUGCCAUCAUCCUGCUGAGCAGCGGGUGUUCACACAGGACAACCCAGCUGUGGUACCAGCUCAGAGACGAGGACCUGGAAACAGUACAGGCUACCUGUCUUGACCUUAAGGGCCUUAACAACAACAAUAGCCACCCCAGGAUCCAGCCUUACGUGAAUGAAGCUGCUAUGCAAGCACAUGACAACCACUGCUUCACCACAGACCAUGAUGAGAGCACCAGAAAGCUGGCCACUGCGGGCCACAGUCUGGAUAAGGACCCCUGGAUCCUCACGCCCAGUACUUUGAGCCCCAGCAUCUCCUCCAGCUCUCCUCACACCCAGGCAAUGGUGCACAUAGAGAAGCCUGCACAGACUCAGCCUGCCUUAGGACCUACCCCAGAAAUGCCAGGACAGGUAGCAGCAAACAUCCCAGAGUAA